Messenger RNA from Columba livia (rock pigeon), 7226 nucleotides. It is a transcript of the gene C22H6orf89, whose product is annotated as chromosome 22 C6orf89 homolog. The coding region runs from base 2002 to 2970 and encodes 322 amino acids. The record is from RefSeq and is a predicted model, not a curated record. NCBI's taxonomy places the organism in Eukaryota, Metazoa, Chordata, Aves, Columbiformes, Columbidae. The transcript is spliced from 9 exons. Gene Ontology annotation, cellular component: nucleolus; Golgi membrane.
UUAUAUUAAAAAAGAAAAAAAUCCUAGUUGGAGAUGAAUCAGGGAGAUGCUGUGGUGGGUUCAGGCCCCUCUCGGGGGGGGUUUAGCUCAAGUCGGACCCGACGCCCCGGGCAGGGCCGGGUGAGGCGGCACAAACCGGGUUAAAGCAAAUGAGGAUGUAUUUUUAUUUAUAUCGCUGUUCUAGCUUCACCGGCAAGGCGACUAAGCUUUCCCUUUUAAAGGCUUCUCUGCCAGCAUUUCUCUCUAAAUAAUUGCAGUAUCUUAAUAUUAUAGCACCUUGGCUUUCUAAAGCCCGGGUCCAAAUGGUGUCGGGUUCAGGGUUGGACGGGGCGCUGGGCUGGAAACCCUUCAGACCGAGAACCAUCGCUAUUUACAUUUGCUGAGAGAGCUGCUUGUUGCUGGAGUUCAUAAAAAGCAGCGAUACCAUUUGUUUUCCCCAUUUUAAAAGGCCCGUCACAAGGGACGAGGCUCAUUCAGUACGUGCGUGACGGCAAAGCGGGAACAGUAGCCUGUUGUUAUUAAUUUGCCGGUUGUAUUAUGGUGAUAGGAAGGGAAAUAAUGGGUUGUUAUUUAUUUUUUAAGGCCUCAUCUGUUCUCAGAACAAUGCGGGAGUGUGAUGCCUGAUUUCCCAGCUGAGGACACGGGUUAUUGUUGAGUUUGUCAAGGAGCCGACUUGGGAUUUUAGUGUCUGUGGCUUGUAGGGGUUGUCUACAAAGGUAUUGAAUCAAACGUAGAUUGGGGGAGAACUGGCAUGUGUCGCAGUGUUUUCUCAUAGUAGGAUGCUGCUUCUGCUGUUUGGAAAGGGGGAAAUCGCCGUGUUUGACAGCGUUUCUGUAGGGAUAAUUGUUUUAAGUGGUUCCGGGCACGUUCUGUGAGCAGAAGGUUGCUGACUCUGCUGGAGCUGAGCACGGGAGAGCGUCACAGGCGAGAGCUUUGGCACGCAGGGGCCGCAGGAAGCUAGAUAACCUUCAGGGCACCAGUCACAGUGUCAGGGCAACUAAAGUAAUCAGAAAAACUGGGAGAAAAAAGCAUUUAAUAUCCUGCAGAUGAGCUGUCUCUUGCUUGUUACAUGAAUCAGGGUAUUACAUAAAUGAAAGAGUUAGUAAAGCGGUGUAUUGUUGUUAUAGAGCCAAAUGCGUGCCGGGUGCUUUACAGACGAGAAGAAAAGGUCCCUGCCUUGGAGAGCUGACGAUCCAUAAUGAGCUAUUAUUGAUCAAACCUGCUUUGCGGCAGCUCUGCGAGCCCAUGGGGCUGCUCAGGUCGUAAGAUCUGGGACAAAUAUUUGCACGGAACGCAAGGACUGGUGGUAGAACAGGGCCAGGAGCUAAUUAACCUGCCAAUGUAGUGCAGCGUGUUCUCGUUGCGUGCUUGGGGUUAGGUUUUAAUUCGGCGUUUUACUCCUUUGGUUUUUCUAGGGCUGUGGCUAGAUAUUUCACGCUGAUGUUAAUAUAACAUCUGACAUUAACUGCUUGGGUUGGAUGCUUAGGCAGCUGCUGACCAAACAAAUCAGGGUUAUUUUUCAGCCAGAUAAUUUUCCUGAUCUGAUUCACCGUGUGACCACGUAAAUUAAUGUGCAAGAGCAGAGCAGGGAGCUGGUCCUGGGGCAGAGAAGCGAUUGCUGAAGCUGGUAGUCCUGUUGAAAAGUUUUGGCUUUGUUUUUUUUUCUCUGAAAUGAUGUGCUAGCAUUGCAGGAAAAAAUAUAUAUAUUAAAAAUGCCCUUUCUUGUAGAAGCUCGAGUGAGUAAAACCAAUCUGUGAUUUAAAAAGGGGGCUGUGCUGUGGGCUGUGUGCAGAGAUCCAUGUGAAUAGUUAUCUAAUUCUUGUAGCAGAGCGAGGAGGUGACCGCGGUGAAGCAGCUGGAUUCACGAGCUGAUUCCCGGUGUCCGGUACUUAGAGGAAAUUUCACGGCUUCUUUCAGUCCCCGUGGGAUACUGAACCAGCAGAGACUAUUAGGGCUGCAGCUAAACCCUGUCCUGCGAAGAGGUGUUUUUCAUCGGAGGCCAUGGAGCUCUCGGCUAAUGAGCUCAGCAUUUACGACAAACUGUCGGAGACCAUUGAUCUGGUGAGGCAAACCGGCCACCAGUGCGGGAUGUCAGAAGAAGCCAUCGAGAAAUUCAUCAAGCAGCUCUUAGAAAGAAACGAACCCCAAAGGGGGCCGCCGCGGUACCCGGUCUUAGUGGCUCUCUACAAGGGGCUGCUCACGCUGGGCUUGGUCUUGCUGACCGUUUACUUCGUGGUCCAGCCGUACAACCCGCUGCCACCCGAAGCUCCGCUCUCCAGAGCCCAGGCCUGGGGCUCCCUCGUCGGUCACAUCCGCCUGCUCUCUCUGCCCAUCGCCAAGAAGUACAUGCUCGAGAAAUGCCAGGACUGGUGGGCAGCAGGUUGCAGACAGAACGUUUCUGUGCUUCCUGCAAACUGCACGUUCUGUUCUGCUGUGAAAAGCCUUCAAGUAGCGACAGACUUUGCGGAACUACCAGAGAAGCUCCAGAGGUCUCAGCCUUUUCUAAUCAAGACAGGGCAGUAUCUCUCCUAUGAAGAACUGAAGCAUUUUCAGUCCCAGGAUCCAGAGCUGGCGGAGGUUAUAAUAGAAGAAAAUUCAGCUGAAUUGUGGAGCUGCCCAUUUUUCGUUCCCGGGAACAAAUCUGUGAAUAAAACUCAGAUUCUGCAGGAAUUUUUCCCCACUGCCUCUCUGCCGUCCUUCCCCAGGACAGUGUCCCUGCAGAGCUGCUUCCUCAUCCGCCAUCCAGAGCUGGGGAAUAAGAGCUACAGCUUGCACAGCCUGUUUGCUGUCGGGAGCGGACAGGUCACCCUGACUGUUGUACCCCUGGACAAGUGCAGAGGACGCUGUGAGAUGUUCAAGGUGGAACUGGAGGCUGGAGAUUUGGGUUACGCCAGUGCAGAUCACUGGACGAUGAGCUUCACGGCCAGAGGGACAGAGCCGGUGGUGGUUUGUGACGGAGCUGCCAGCUAAGGACGGUGCGGUGGGAACGGAGCUGUAUCCAGGACAAAACAACUUUCAGCUUGGAGGCCGAGGCAAUGUCUUGAGAGCGAUAGAGCUGGGGCAGCCGGGGCAGGCAGCUUUGCCGCCCUGCAUGUUUACAGUGUUUUAAAAUGACUGUUUUCCCAACCCUUGAGGUAACUCUUUGCCUUUCCUCAAAUGUAUUUUGGGAGAAGCGCAAGCUAUUUAUGACCUUCCCUGUCCCCUCAGGUAAGCCCUGGGUUUGCAGCAAAGGGGUUUUUUUUUUGCCAGGAGCAACAGAGGGAUUUCUCAGGAUGAGAUUCACCUUGUGUCCUUUGUGGAUUAUGGCACUUCUGACACUUCCCUUGGGAUUUUGGGAGCAGAGGGGAUGUGUGACAUUUCUGGGUACGUUCCUCCUGAGGAGGAGGCGGCUUUGAGCCUGUCUUGUCAGGCCAGCUCUGUGAAGGGAAUGAAUUGGUGAGGUGUCCCAGCUCCACCGCGUCUCUCCAUCACGUUUGCGGCUCCGUGCCUCUGUCGUGUGCCUCGCAAAGCCAAGCUCAGCUCCGUGCGCCAGCGCUGAGAUCAGCCCUGCACACCCUUGCCCUCUGCAUCCCUCUUGUACCCAAAGAACCUGUUCAGGACUCUUCUUUGUGUCUUGCUAUCACUAUUCUGUGGUUCUCUGUCAGCAGGUUGUGAGUCAAAUGGUAACUGUGGGGUUUUUUUCUCUCCCCCUCCUUUCCUACAAAAAUACUGGUGAAAGUUUUAGCGGUGCUGAGAGAGCCGUGGUUGUGGAUGGAGACGGGGCUGGGUGCAGAGCAGCUCUCUACGAGUCAGGUAUUCUGAUUGUGGCCCUAAACCACUAGGGCUGCAUGACCGUUCUCAUUCACUCCUUGCUUUUUGAGGUGCUGCCUGCGUUCCCAGCCCAGGGCACCCACGGCAGCACCUGAAAGCUUCCUCAGCCCUGGCAUUUCUUGCGUCGGCUCCUUCCAGACCUGGAGCUCUGUCCUCAAAAUGAACGUUGGUUUUUCCCGAGUCCUUUCCAAGCUGCCUUCGCAUGCUUCCUCUUGCUUCAUCCCUGAGAGAGGCUCGGUUUCAGUGUUUGCAGGCUGCGGACGCUGCCGUCCCUUCCAAGUCUGAUCCUCUGGGCUUGAUCUUGCUGUUGAAGAUCAUUUACAGAUGUGUUAGGCUGAACUCAUAGGCCAGGGCUGUGGUUCAGGACAUACUCUCACACUUGUUAAUAUGGAAUUGGGAGGGGUUUUGUUUGAAAGCGAGUUAACUCUGUUCUCGGGAGCGAGAACCUUUCCCUCCGUACAUAUUUUAGGUACGUGUAAAACGACAGAUUGGAAGAUUGUCUGUCCAGCCUUUGUUUUUGAGCAAGACCGGGAGGAUGGGAGCAAACAUCGUGCUAAUCUUAUUAGGGUCUGAUGGAAGCUGCCAAGUGGGGUGACCACGUCUGGCUCCUGCACAAGGAUGAGGCAGAGGACAGUGCCUGCUCCAAAGAAUUUAGUCCGAGGCCUUGACAUUAUGAAUAUUUCUAUGCAUAACCCUUGUUUUCCCCCUGUAAAUGAGUAAGAACAAUCCCAGCACCUGGUCAGUCUGUGCACCUGGCCCUCGACAUGACCAACACACCAGAUCGGGCAGAACCAAAGCGGGAGAGCCUGACUCUCUCAGGACGGACAAGGACUAAUUUAAUUCGUAGCGAAAUAUUAAAGGGAAUUGGAUUAAUAAGACCUCCGUUAGUAUUUUUAAUGCUUGGGGUAUGUUUUACACUUGUGACACUACGUGCAAUCCCGUACAUGCCAAGACACACACAGCACCCCUCUCCCUCCGCUUAGUUCAUGGAAAUCGGGGAGUUUGGUGAUGGCAGAAUUAAGGCCUCGUUAGUGACUGUUGCUAUUUACACUUUGGCAGCUUCUCGAGCCAAAUUCAAGGGCUGAGAAGGUGAUUUCACCUCUUACUGGUUUUGUACCUGACCCGUUUCUGUAAAGCGUUUGGUUAGAGAUGCAGGAGGGAACCUGCCGGGCCUGUUAUCGCUGAGAUUGUGGGUGGUUUGGUGAUGCUGUUAUUUCUAAGUGUCCUUGAAUGUAACUUGUAAAAGAGCUGCAGAGACAAUUCCCAAGUGUCCGUGAAAUGCCUGAAUUUUGUGAGCUGUUGUGGCUGGCUGGCUCCUUUGGGGAGAAACAGAGAAACUGGAUCUGUUUGCGGUUGCUGUUUAGAUUGGGGGGGACGGGGCGGCUCUGGGGCAGGUUUGUGCCUAUUUAGCAGAAGUGCUCUGGUUUAUUGCCUCUCCCCUCCUCAAAGAGUUGCAGCUGGUUGGAUGGAAGAUGCUGAAUCUGGACCGUUAGCCGAUCAGCUUUCCAAGUGCACUUUAUGGUCUCUGCAUAAGUUUCCAGGUCUGUGUCUAGGCGAUACAUUGCAUAUGUCCCAACCUCGCUCCCUUUGGAGUUUACGUCAUUUGUUUUUAAACUUCCAGUAUAUUUUCUCUUCCUCUUCCAAAAGCUGUAAGGAAUUAGCUGCUAAACCGAAACAGGAGGGCAGUUCUCCUGCUGAUAAAGAGCUGAUUUUGGCCUCGCCGCUGCUGAGAGCGGAGCUGUAGGACGGCUUCUAGAGCAGCUCCUGCUCCAGCUGCCAGACAAGUAGUGCGGACGCCUUCUGCGCUGGGGAGCCGCGGUGGAAACCUUGGAGGUGAGCCCGGAGUGGCAAAACUAGGAUGACCAAAAGGAGGUUUUGGUACCUUGGCCAAAGGCUGCAGGCGAGCCCUUCAUCAUCUGCGGCUUCAGCUUCGCCAAGGCUGUGAGUUCCGUGGAGAGCCGGGCAGCUCCUGCAUCUGCCCAUGCUGAACUGGGGGGAAUGUGGCCGUUUCCUCAGCGAUAUUGAGGCAUCGUGGCCACAGCCGUGAUGGGACAAGUCGCAGAGGGUGUGUGCGUGUCCCAUGCUGGUCUCCGUCACCUCCAGCGUCACUUGGCACAUGUGCUGGUUUGGCCAGUCCCGCUGCCCACCCCCAGCUCAGCGUGUGGGUCUCAGCUUUGGGAAACCUGUUGCUGUGCUCCAGCGCUCUGCGCCGGUGAGCUGGAGGUGGAAUCCUGCUCACCCGCCGUCCCACGGCCCCAGAGAUCUGGGCCAUGCAGGAGCAUCACGGGUUAACGCUGGUUUCCAAAAGCAGGGGCCAUUGACUGUUGCUCUCAGGGUAACUGAAAGGAGGAGAAAGGAGUAUAUUAUUUACUUCAGUACCGGGAAAUCAGCAUCCCCUACGGGAGCCAAGCUGCCGGUUUCUAUUGAUUCUCUUUAUUUCUUCUGUUUCCCCUCCCGCUGGCGUUGCACACCGAGUCUCCCCAAGGCAGCCCUGCACAUCCCAGCCUCAAACCCCCUUUGCAACACCCCGGAGAUCUCUGUAGGGUCAGGUUUCCCGGGAUUCUUGGGCCCUUUAGCUUCUCCCGCUAAUCCUCUCGCUGGAACGCUCUGGUGGAGAAGCUGGUUUUACUGGGCUGGAUCACAGCUUUCCUGGCUUUAGCAGCAAACCUUGCACGGCCUGUGCAGCGAGUCCCGCUCGGAAUUGAGGAGCGGGACAGGAUCCUGUUUCUAGAGGUGCCAACUUUGCAAACUCCAGCUUAUCAGAGGAUCGUUCCUCCUGCGUUUGAACAUCCAAACUCGCACCAGGGGGAUGAAGUUUGCGGAUCUGCUCCAUCCCGGCCUCAGUGGUUUGUGUUUAGUCCCAUAGUCAAGAUAACCAAACGCUUUCCAGGGUGAGGCCAUUUCUUUGGGUGCACAAAGAUCUUUUGCUUCCUGCAAACCAGACUUUCUCCUCUUGGUAUAUUUUAUACGUAGGACUAUACAUUCUCCUCUUCAGGAAACUCCUCGGAAGGGAUAGAUUUACUGUCCUGCUGCGGUGACCAGGGGCGAUGCUGGGCUUCCCCUUUGCUUCGGAGACUCAAACAGAUGACAGGUGAUUUAUUUGUAGCAUUAUCUCUUUGUCUGCAGGGCGGGGAGGCACCUUAUAAAGGCUCAGGGGUGCUGGGUAGUAAAGCUAUAGAUACAUAGAGACUGUUUCAACGCUGAACACUAUCAAUUCAGUGGUGGAUUAAAACAAAAAGGAAUGUAAAUAUGCACUUAAUGCAGAAUUUUAUGGAUGGUCAUAAUUUAAUAUAUUGCAGACUUUGUAAAUACUUGGAAAAAGCCUGUAAAGUGUGUAAAUAAAUGAGAUUUGUAUGUCAGGAGAAUUAAAAAAAUUUUUACUUUUUGCAAUUAAAUCCAAGCGUUAAUGCACCUUU